Molecule: messenger RNA, 3784 nt
Organism: Xyrauchen texanus (razorback sucker)
Lineage: Eukaryota; Metazoa; Chordata; Actinopteri; Cypriniformes; Catostomidae
Gene: ucp1
Product: uncoupling protein 1
Exons: 7
Coding region: 137-1066 (309 amino acids)
Biological process (GO): adaptive thermogenesis; mitochondrial transport; mitochondrial transmembrane transport
Cellular component (GO): mitochondrial membrane
Molecular function (GO): oxidative phosphorylation uncoupler activity
Source: RefSeq, a predicted model, not a curated record
GUAAUCUCUCCUAGAGGAACACCUCCCUGAGUGAGAGCUGCCGGAUAAUGAUAUAUAAAGAAAGGCAGCAUGUCUCCUUCUCUCUCCAAAGCUCCAGUUUUCAUCAUCACAGAGGAAUCCGAUCUCCACUGUCAUUAUGGUGGGUCUGAAGCCAUCCGAUGUGCCUCCUCCUCUGGGGGUGAAGGUGCUCAGUGCAGGAACAGCCGCCUGCAUCGGUGAUUUAGUCACCUUCCCUCUGGACACCGCCAAAGUUCGACUGCAGAUCCAGGGAGAGAAAGCAAUAACGGGAGCAGCGACUGGCAUCCGUUACAAAGGAGUGUUUGGUACCAUCAGCACCAUGGUGAGAACGGAGGGGCCGCGCUCGCUCUACAACGGCUUAGUAGCUGGACUGCACAGACAGAUGGCGUUUGCUUCUAUACGAAUCGGCUUGUAUGACAACGUCAAGAGCUUCUACACAAGGGGCAAAGACAAUCCCAAUGUGGGUAUCAGGAUUAUAGCUGGCUGCACCACUGGAGCCAUGGCUGUUUCCAUAGCCCAGCCCACAGACGUCGUGAAAGUGCGUUUCCAGGCCCAGAUGAACCUGCAGGGUGUGGGACGGCGCUACAAGGGGACCAUGCAGGCCUACAGACAGAUCUUCAAACAGGAGGGCCUCAGAGGCUUGUGGAAAGGAACUCUUCCCAACAUCACAAGAAACGCUCUGGUCAACUGCACAGAACUGGUGUCCUACGAUCUGAUCAAGGAAGCCAUUCUCAAGCACAAACUUCUGUCAGACAAUCUACCAUGUCAUUUUGUGUCUGCGUUUGGAGCCGGUUUCAUCACCACAGUGAUCGCAUCUCCUGUGGAUGUGGUGAAGACUCGAUACAUGAACUCUCCUCCUGGUCAAUACAAAAGCUCCAUCAACUGCGCCUGGACUAUGAUGACUAAAGAGGGACCGACUGCCUUCUACAAAGGCUUUGUUCCAUCAUUCCUGCGGUUGGGUUCCUGGAACGUGGUGAUGUUUGUGUCGUUCGAGCAGCUGAAGAGAGCCAUGAUGAUGUACAGGAACAGAAUCGAAGUGACCACAUAGACAUUAGUAACAGCCUUUUUAAAACACCUCUCUGACAGCGUGAUGAAAACUGGAGAUGAAGAUCUGGCAGCAGCUUCCAAACAAUUCAUUCAGAUUUGGGAGUUGACAACACAAGAUGCUUCAGGAUCCAUUUAAUAGAAGCAACAACUCUUGUGGGAGCCAUAUCCCACCAUAGAAUAAAAAUAUAAAAGUCAAUUCUGACUUUUUCCACAAUUGUGACUAUUUCUCGCAAUUGCGAUUCUAAUGUUCAUAUUGUUUAUAUCUCGCAAUAAAAAAACAAGAAAACGUGCAAUUGUGAGAAAUAACGUGUGCGAUUUCGACAUUGCGAUAUAUAAAGUUACAGUUGUGAGAAACAAUGUCAAAAUUACGAAAUUGCGAGAUUAAAGUUACAAUUGUGAGAUUAUCUCGCAAUGUCGAAAUUUUAUAAAGUAAAAUGUAGUUGCAAAAUUAUACUUGCAAUAUAUUAUUAUAACUCACAACUGCAAGAUAUAAAGUCAAUAAAAAAAACAAGAAAACGUGCAAUUGCGAGAAAUAAUGUGUGCGAUUUCGACAUUGCGAUAUGUAAAUUCAUAAUUGUGAGAUAUAAUGUGUGAGAUAUAGUUGCGAAUUUACAUUCGUUGUUGAAAUUGUAAGAUAUAAAGUCACAAUUGUGAGGUGCAAAAUUGCAAUUACUAGACAUAAAUUCGCAAUUACGAGAUAUAUUUGAGAAUUUUGACUUUUUGUACCUCGUAAUUUUGACAUUGUUUCUCCCUAUUGCAACUUUAUAUCUCGCAAUAUAUUAUUAUAACUCACAACUGCAAGAUAUAAAUUCAUAAUUAUGAGAUAUAAUGUGUAAGAUAUAGUUGCGAAUGUACAUUUUUUAAUUUUGAAAUUUUGACAUUACGAGAUAUAAAGUCGCAAUUUUGAUCAACUUUGACUAAAUUACGAAGUCACAAUUGUGAGGUACAAAAUUGCAAUUACGAGAAAUAGUCGCAAUUACGAGAAAUAAAGUCGCAAUUACGAGAUAUAGUCAUAAUUGAGAGAAUUUUUACCUUUUGUACCUCGUAAUUUUGACAUUGUUUCUCCCUAUUGCAACUUUGUAUCUCGCCAUGUCUUUUAAUAAUGUAAAAUGUAGUUGCAAAAUUAUACUCGCAAUAUAUUAUUAUAACUCAAAACUGCAAGAUAAAGUCAUAAAUGUGAGAUAUAAUGUGUGAGAUACAGUUGUGAUAUAUUUCACAAUUUCCAUUGAAAUUGUGAGAAUGUCAAAUAUACAACAUAAAAAGUCGAAAUUGAGAGAUGUUGAAAUUGUAAGAUAUAAAGUCACAAUUGUGAGGUACAAAAUUGCAAUUACGAGAAAUAGUCGCAAUUACGAGAUAUAGUCAUAAUUUCGGGAAUUUUGACUUUUUGUACCUCGUAAUUUUGAAAUUGUUUCUCCCUAUUGCAAUUUUAUAUGUCGCAAUGUCUUUUAAUAAUGUAAAAUGUAGUUGCAAAAUUAUACUCGCAAUAUAUUAUUAUAACUCACAACUGCAAGAUAAAGUCAUAAAUGUGAGAUAUAAUGUGUAAGAUAUAGUUGCGAAUUUACAUUUUGAAAUUUUCAAGUUUUGACAUUACGAGAUAUAAAGUCGCAACUGCAAGAAACGAUGUUGAAAUUAUGAAAUUUAGAGAAAUAGUCAAAAUUGUGAGCUAUAAAGUCAUAAAUGUGAGAUAUAAUGUGUGAGAUACAGUUGUGAUAUAUUUCACAAUUUCCAUUGAAAUUGUGAGAAUGUCAAAUAUACAACAUAAAAAGUCGAAAUUGAGAGAUGUUGAAAUUGUAAGAUAUAAAGUCACAAUUGUGAGGUACAAAAUUGCAAUUAUGAGAAAUAGUCAUCAUUUCGAGAAUUUUGACCUUUUGUACCUCGUAAUUUUGACAUUGUUUCUCCCUAUUGCAACUUUAUAUCUCGCAAUGUCUUUUAAUAAUGUAAAAUGUAGUUGCAAAAUUAUACUCGCAAUAUAUUAUUAUAACUCACAACUGCAAGAUAUAAAGUCAUAAAUGUGAGAUAUAAUGUGUAAGAUAUAGUUGCGAAUUUACAUUUUCAAGUUUUGACAUUACGAGAUAUAAAGUCGCAACUGCAAGAAACGAUGUUGAAAUUUUGUCUCGACACAAAGUCGCAAUUGUGAUAAACUUUGACUAAAUUACGAAGUAUAAAGUCGAAAUUGAGAGAUAUUGAAAUUGUGAGAUAUAAAGUCACAAUUGUGAGAUAUAGUUACAAAAUUGACUUUUUGUACCUCGUAAUUUUGCAGUUUCUCCCUAUUGCAACUUUAUAUCUCGCAAUGUAAAAUUAUACUCGCAAUAUAUUAUUAUAACUCACAACCGCAAGAUUUAAAAUCGCAAUUGUGAGAAAAUCACGUCACACGUUUUUUCUUCAGUGGCAAGAUCAAGUCUUGUAUCAUGUCAUCCUUUCUCUUUCAGGGCAUGUUUCUUAUUUCAGUAAUUCAACUGCUGCUCAAUGACAUCAUAAAACACAAAUUGUAAUGAAAGAAUGCUCUGUACCUCAUCCCCUUGUGAUACAUUAAUGUAUAUAAUGUUUAUGUAAUAUUUAUGUUUCCUUGUGUUUCUAUCAAUUAGUCCUUUGUUUAAAACAGCACUAUUAACUUGCUAUCCUCAUUACCCUGUAAUGACCCCACCAGUGAGAAAUGCCUCAGUACUGAAAAGCUAUAAUGCAAGCAAACGCCUCAAAUAAAACAAGUUUAUACAACGUU